ACUGAGUGAGUUAUCUGUGUGCGUCUGAGGGUGUGUGAGCGCUUUCUUUCUUUUUUUCUUCCUCUACUUCCAUUAGACAUGUAGAGUCAAAUCAGGAAGUGUGAUGCUGUGACAGUACAGAAGGCAGCAGGCGCACAAUGGCACUAUGUCUGCCUCUCGGCCUGGUAACAUGAGUGGCCCCUGGGUGAAGACCCCUCUCCUGCUGCUGCUGCUGCUGUUGAUCACUCUGACUGGGACAGUGUUAUGCCAAACAGAAAGUGACGAUGCAGACCCGGGGACUGAGGCGGAGGACGAGGCCAUAGAUGAUGAGUCGCUCCCGACUGUUCCUGAUUCCACUUUACCACCAGACCAACCUCCUGCAGAAGAUCCAGUUGCAGAAGAAGAAGACGGUGCCUCCGGAGGUGGCCGCUCCAGCGUUGAUGUCAUUACACCAACAGGUACAGAGGGCCUCAGCACUCUGGGUUACGACACCACGCCUGCCGAGGGUGAAGAGAACUUGGGUCUGAUCAUCAUCCCGAUCCUCGUGGUGCUGGUGGUGGUCAUCAUCGGCAUGAUUGUUUGUGGGAUCGUCAUCCAACGCAAGUGGACCAACAAAACGAGAAAUCAAGAGCUAAGAAAGGAAGAUCCUUAUCUGGAUGGAUCCAGCACAGAGAAGGUGCCGAUGCCCAUGUUUGAAGAAGACGUGCCCUCUGUACUGGAGCUGGAGAUGGAGGAGUUGGACCAAUGGAUGAAAAAAGACGGUGAAACUGCAGGAGACUCUAAUCACGCAUGAGUCUAAUAAUGGUUAACAAAAGAUGCUCGCCUGACGCGCGAGGACGCACAGUCAACAACAAUGCAGCGUGGGCAACUUGAAUGUCCUGACCUCUUUUUAUUUUUUAUUUUACAAUAAUCCAGCUACAUUUGUCACCACAGGAGGUAACUGAACUGCCAAGAAGCAAGAUCACAAGAUCUUUGGAGACACUCCAUAUCUUAGUUUUUUACAGCAAAUAUUAAAAAUGAAUCUCCUCUUCAUUCAGUGGAAAGCAAUGUGCAACAAUUGGAUUUAUGUGUGUUAAGUAGUGGCUCUUUUUUUUUUAUGUCAUCAGUGUUUUGUCAUUCAUGUACUGUAUUUCUUCUUUCAUGCUUUGCCUGUUUUUUUAUUGUUUACUGAACUGUCCAUUGGACCAGGGAAAUGUACAGUAUUUUCUGUCGCAUUGAAUCAGCCUAAGAUAAAAGAUAGGAACCUUAAAAAGCCACUGUGCUGCAGCUAACAAAUAUUCCCUGUUUGCCGAUUGCGAACUGUUACAGAGCAUGCGGCCAUCUUCAAGUGCAUUAGGUCGGUCCUCUUCUCCAGCCCACACAGAUAUGACUGCUCACACUCGCUGCUGACGGCUCAUCUUCAGCCCAAAGCCUCUUUGUUGUGUUACACUGCGGGACUCUGCAGUUUUGAAAGGGGAAAUGUCCUGUUGAUGAUUGCAGGCAUGCAUGACUUCUUCAUGCCUGUGCAGAGCUGGUGAGGACUUACGGAGAAAGAGGUUUUUAUCCGGAAGCUGAUUGGAAUCUCAAAGCGGGAAAAAAAAUCAGAGGCCUUGUGUGUGUCUGAAUCAUUUGAUGAAUUACUGCUGGUUGCAUAAAUAGCUUUCUUAAAGCUAAGAUAUGGAUUUUCACCAUAGAUAACAACUCUCUGAAUACAUUAUAGUGUGUCAACAGAUGCUCUUCUGAUGUUUUGUUACAAGUCGCGGCUUUAAAGUGCUGAAUCUACUAGGUCAUUACACUGAACUAAAUGUGAGAGAAACUUCCUGUGAGUGUCAGUUACUGUUUUGUAGAAUCUUGCCUUGUAAAUAUGGGAAUGCAGAAAACCAAAAGAUAUUAUUUUCUUGGAAUGCCUUUUGUAAAAAUUUCAUAUAAGGCUGUCGUUUUUUUAUUUUUGCUGAUGAAGCUUUGAGUACAAUUUCACUGUGAUUUGAUGUGCGAAAAUCUUGGCUCUAGGGUUGUUGAGGUUUCAUUAUUGGACAUUUUGGAUCCAACACUUUUGGAACUUCGCCCACCAAAGUCUUAAAGUCUACAUAUAAUUAAACCUCUUGCUGUUUCAGUUUUGACCACUCA
Messenger RNA from Scophthalmus maximus (turbot), 2085 nucleotides. RefSeq names its product transmembrane protein 154 (gene tmem154). The record is from RefSeq and is a predicted model, not a curated record. The coding region runs from base 146 to 772 and encodes 208 amino acids. NCBI's taxonomy places the organism in Eukaryota, Metazoa, Chordata, Actinopteri, Pleuronectiformes, Scophthalmidae. The transcript is spliced from 9 exons.